Molecule: messenger RNA, 259 nt
Organism: Acaulospora morrowiae
Lineage: Eukaryota; Fungi; Glomeromycota; Glomeromycetes; Diversisporales; Acaulosporaceae
Source: the annotation of a GenBank genome assembly
AUGAAUAAAAAACCAGAACAACCACGAAAGAAGCGGAUGCACCUAACCAUAAAAUCCAAGCAAGAAAUAUGCCAACGAAAACAGACUAAUCCAACCUUCACCAUUGACCAACUUUCUGAAAAAUAUGGUUGCGAAAGAAGCACAGUUUCAAAAAUUUUGAAAACGAAGGACGAGUGGCUAUCUAUGCAACUGACGGAACACGAAGCAAAAAAAAUGACCAAUAGGCCAGCAAAGUUCAUACAAUUGGAAACUGCUUUAA